Messenger RNA from Pimephales promelas (fathead minnow), 2571 nucleotides. The record is from RefSeq and is a predicted model, not a curated record. NCBI's taxonomy places the organism in Eukaryota, Metazoa, Chordata, Actinopteri, Cypriniformes, Leuciscidae.
AACUUGUGAGUCAGUUUAGUUGAGAGUCAAGGCAACUGUGGACUACACACCUCUCACGAGCAAAAACACAGGACUGAAUUUGUGGAAGAUCGCAUGUGUACCGGACUCGCAUGUGUACCAAAAUGUAUCCUAAUCCGAGACGCGCUUUGGAUAUUUUGGAGACGCGUAACAGCGCAUGAAACACACACGUGGAAAGUAUGAUCGUGGGAUCUUUGACAUAGAUUGGGGAAGUCAGCAUUUGAUGCCAUGCGUCUUGAGCGCGUGUAAAGUGACCGAUCUGAUUUGAACAUCGACCAUCGUGAGCAACAACUCGGUGAAGAUGAACAUGGACCCUACCAUCCCGGUCAUUAUGUUUAUAUUUGGCGUGGUCGGGAACAUUAUUGCUAUCGUGGUGCUUCAAAAGUCACGGAAAGAGCAAAAGGAGACCACUUUUUACACCUUGGUGUGCGGACUUGCCGUAACUGACCUCUUGGGCACGCUGCUCGCCAGUCCAGUCACCAUUGCCACCUAUGUAAAGGGCGCGUGGCCCGGUGGGUAUCCGCUGUGUCAGUAUUCCGGGUUCAUUUUACUCUUCUUCUCAUUGGCAGGUCUCAGUAUUAUCUGUGCCAUGUCCGUCGAGAGGUACCUCGCCAUCAAUCAUGCCUAUUUCUAUAACCACUACGUGGACCAGCGGGUGGCAGGCUUGACGCUCGCGGGAAUCUAUGUGUCCGAUGCACUCUUCUGUGCUCUUCCCAGCAUGGGACUGGGAUCCGUGGCACUCCAGAAGCCAGGAACCUGGUGCUUCAUCGACUGGCAUAAAAACGACAGCUCGAACGCCACUUUCUCCUACAUGUACGCCGGCUUCAGCUCCGUCCUCAUCCUCGCCACCGUCAUUUGUAACGUGUUGGUGUGCGCGGCUCUCAUCAUGAUGCACAAGCGCUUCGUGCGCAGGACCUCGCUGGGGACAGACCAGGCGCGCGUCGCGGAGAUGAGGCGCAGGCGGAGUUUCGCGCGUCUGGCUGGUGCGGAGAUCCAGAUGGUCAUUGUUCUCAUAGCCACGUCCGUUGUCGUGCUCAUCUGCUCCAUUCCUUUAGUGGUGCAGGUGUUUGUGAACCAGAUGCCCACCACAGGAGACACAGCAGAAAUGCGGAACCUUAAGGCCAUCCGAAUUGCCUCCAUUAACCCCAUUCUAGACCCCUGGAUCUACAUCCUGCUGAGAAAGACGGUUGUGCAGAAGAUUCUAGAAAAGAUCAAGUGUCUCUUUUGCCGUAUCGGUGGACGGAGUCACGGGAGGAGCCCUACGGACUUCCAAUGCAGUAAUGGUGUCCACAGCUCAUCGUUUGUCUCUCGUGAUUUGCCGUCGCUGGUUCUGCCUGAGCAGCCGGAGAUUAUCAGCACGUCACAGACAUAUUUGUAUCCCCUGGACGCGGGACAGGACUGCUGUGGUGACUCUGUGCAGAGCAGGACGUGUUCAACUUCGACCGAGCAAACCCUUCUCUCAGGUGACUCUCAGGUGGUAGACCUCAGCAGCGGAGAAAACAGAACAGAAACGAGCACAGACUUUGUGAAAACACAUUCGUGCACGUACUCCACCCCAAAUGAAGCGCACUGUUCCAAGCACCAGCCGCUGCAAGUCACCUUCACAGACGAGACUUUGAGCUUAGAAGAGAGAAGCAUAUAAAAAAAUGCUGAAAGCGAGCCUGGAAAACUCACUCAGUUCAGCAGAGCAACAUGUCAGGAGGGGGAAUACAUUUCAGGAGCCUGAUUCGAGCGUUGCCAACAGACCGAAUCGAAAGAAAAAAAAAAACCUCAUGAGAGUAAAAUGAUAGUUGAGAGAAAAAACACUAAUCAGAGUACUAAAGAAAAAAGUGAAAAGAGAAAUGGUUACUGCAGCUGGAACUAGAUUGUUGCUAGAUUGUUGACAGAGAGGCUAACUUCGUUUUCUGGUAACUUUUUUUUUGAGCAACAGGUUAUCCCGCAUAAUCUCUAGACGAUGAGGAGAAUGACAGAGAUCGUAUAAAUGUGUCUAUAUUGUGAGUUCCUAAUAAGCCUAUUCGUUUUUGACUAUAGAUAAAAUUGCAUUUGGCCCCGGUUGACUGAUUUGACCAAGGGAGAGGGGAUUUUUUGCCGACACGUGAUUAGAUCAGAUGGAUGACCUAGUGGGUUGCACAAGCGAUCAAAUAUCUGCUGCCCUGCUUCAAGUCCUCUUUUUCAGACAUUCUUCAUUAGGUCACAAGUUCAAGUAACCAGAGUGCCUUGUAAGCGUUUCUCAUACUGGAACUCGUGGUUUAAAAUGUUCUUUUUCUUAUGUUAAGGUGACCAGAACACUUUAUUUCCAGUGACUGAUGCAGAAAAACAAACUUAUAUAAGAUGUAGCUAGGCAUAACUGUGCAUUGUUUGGGAAUUUCCAUAAUAUGUACAAUAUUCUGUGAAUUAAACAAGCAAUGUCAUUUGUUUAAUGACAGUAAUACCGACACAAUAUAUAACGGUACCGAAAACACAUUAUACAAUGUAAGAGCACAUGAUAAACAGCAUAUCAUUGUCAAGAACGUUUAGGAGCUGAAAUUGUAAAAGCUAUUAAAGCAGGGAUAC